CUGCUCUCUCAUUGUAGAUUUACUGCAUAACUCAAGAUGGCAGUGGUAGCGAAGCAAGAGCCAAUAAGUUUAGAAAUUCGAACGAAAUCAGUUGAAAAAACUCUAGUUCCAUUAGUGUCACAACAAACAAUAUGGUACAAGAUGUUUAAGAACAGAAAAGUAGCCAAGGAAGAUUGUUCCAAACAAAAUAUAUAUAAAAGAUUACUACUUUAGUAAAUGCAAAAGAGAAACCAAUUAAAUCCGAGAAAACUCUAAGAGCAAUUGUCCAUGUGGGUCAAGCAGUAAAUUUUGCUGUACAAAAAUUUGUAUCUGUUGGAGAAGCUAUUGCUGAUGAUAACUGUGAAAUUAAAUCAGACAUGUAUGAAGCUUGUAAAGAUGCAAGAACUGCUGGUAGAAUUAUUGAACAAUUAUGUGAUGUUCAGCCAGAUGAGUGUGGUCAACUUAGGUCAUAUGCUGAUAAAAAUAAUAUGGUAAGGGCAGCUAGAACAUUAUUGUCUUCUGUUACUCGAGUUCUUUUGUUGGCUGAUACAGUUGUGGUGAAACAACUUAUUUCAACUAAAGACAGAGUGUCUAUCAGUUUGAAUCGUCUUGAGCAUGCACCAAACUUUACUGAAUUUGUCAAAGCUUUUAGUCAGUUCGGAAGUGAAAUGGUUGAGCUGGCGCAUUUAACAGGUGACAGACAAAAUGAUUUGAAGGAUGAGCGACGACGUUCACAGAUGGCUGUUGCUAGACAGAUUUUGGAAAGAUCAACAAUGUUGCUUCUUACCUCAUCUAAGGUCUGCUUUCGACAUCCUGAAUGUGCAUCAAGCAGGGAAAACAGAGAUGCUGUAUUUCAACAAAUGCGCCAAGCAAUGGAACUGAUUAAUUUUGUUGCUAAAGAUGGGAUGAUAUCUGAUCCUACUGCAAACAUUCCAACUGUUCAGAGUAACAGAUCGCCUCAUAAUGUUAUGUCAAUUAUGCUGUGUACUGAAGAGCUUGAGCAGUCAAAUUCAUUGUAUAAUGCCAUCAAGCAUUUUGAGGAUAUUGUUGAAAUUACACGUAUGACUUUAGUUGGACCUCCCUAUAGAGAAAGAUUAAAGAAUGCCUUGGAUGCUAUUAUAGAGAGAACUCAAGAUUUUACUGACUCCGCUUAUACAUCUCAUGCUCAUCGGGAAAAAAUUUUGCUGUUGUGUGAUCGUGCCAGGCUUGAACUUAAUCAGUUGUUUAGAAUUGGAGUAACAUUAGAUCAAUCUGAAUGCACAUCGCCUACUGAAGACUUGGAGGCAGCUAUUCUUCAAGUACUCAGAGCCACAAAAGACUUAAAACAGGAGCUUCAAGAUACUGCUCUGGAUCAAGCUCAUGAAUUGAUAAAAUUAUUUGAGGAAAAUGAUGUUUUAAGUUACUUAAAAACAGCAGCACUUGCAGGAAAUCAGGACAGGCUAGAAGAAUUUUCUGAGAAAUUUACGGAAUAUGCUGAACAUGUUCAAGAUGCUUGUAAACUUCUUCAACAUAUAGCCAGCACUGAAUGUACACAAGUGACUACCAAAAAUACUGAGUCUUCCUUGAAAGUAUUUGCUGCUCAGGUGUUAAAUUCAUGUCGAACUGUUGCUGUUCAUCCUAUGUGCGAGAUUUCAAAAGAGAAUUUGGAAGUUUUCUUAGAGAUGUGGAAUUUACUGUGCCAAGAUGUUAUUUCUAUUUAUAAAGAAAUUAGCGAACUUUGUCGUCGUGAUAUUCAAUAUAAAACUGUUUAUAUGUCUUUGCCGCGACCAGGUAAACAUGGCACAACAAGUAAACAGCUGAAACCUGUAAAGCUUGAUGUUGAAGAGCAGGCAAAGAUUGCAAAACUGGGCUUAGAAAUGAAACUAUUGACUUCAGAAAUAGAUGCUGAGACAGAGAGAUGGUCUUCUACUGAAAACGACCUUUGCAAGAGAGCUCGUAGUAUGUCACAGAUGGCAUUUUCGAUGUAUCAGUUUACUAGAGGAGAAGGUGAUCUAAAAACAACUCAGGACCUUUUCACACAAGCUGAAUUUUUUGCUGAGGAAGCAAAUAAGCUAUAUAAAUUAGUUCGUCAAUUUUCAUAUUUGGUACCUGGUGGACAGCAUAAAAAUGAACUUUUAGAGUAUCUUGAUAAAGUUCCUACUUUUGUUCAGCAACUUCAGUUUACUGUUAAGAAUCCUACUGUAGGCAAAGCUGCUACAUUUACAAAGGUUGAUAACGUAAUCCAAGAAACGAAAAAUCUAAUGAAUGUGAUUUCCAAAGUUGUAACAACUUGCCUGUUUUGCGCUACAAAGUACAAUAUAGAUUUCCAUAGCUUGACUAGUCAGACUCAGACUGCAUCGCCAUAUCAGAAUGAUCUGGAAGAUUAUGUGUUUGACCGUUCCACUUCAUCGAGCAAUCUUCCAUCUAAAGACUCUGGCCAAAACUCAUCAAACCCUAACAUUUGACGGUUUGGUCUCGGUCCCCAAAGAUUCAAACGGGACCCUCAUCGUACUAGAGUCUCUUUUUUACUUUAUUAAGUAUAUGCUGAGAAUUUGUUAUUUGUGUGAUUGAUAUAUGGUAAUUGAAUUCCUGCAUCUGUAUGAGUAAAUGUCAAGUAUAAAAAUAUCAUAUUUCAUAUCAUUUGUGGAAUUGUAGGUAUUUAAAAUUUUAUAUGAUUUUUAGCCAUUGAUGCAUUAUUGUGGACCACUACUGUUUUUAUGCAAAGACUAUAUUGUUUUUAAGUAAUUUAAGGUAGUGUUUUUAAAAUAAUUUUUAGCUUUACAAGCCCCGUUUCAAAGUUAUUUUUGAAAUAUAAUCUUUAAAUGCACCGUGUUUAUUGUAUUACCCACUAGAGUAAAGAUUUUUUUUUU
This is a messenger RNA of Argiope bruennichi, 2828 nucleotides long. RefSeq names its product alpha-catulin-like. NCBI's taxonomy places the organism in Eukaryota, Metazoa, Arthropoda, Arachnida, Araneae, Araneidae. Gene Ontology annotation, molecular function: actin filament binding; cadherin binding. The record is from RefSeq and is a predicted model, not a curated record. The transcript is spliced from 18 exons. The coding region runs from base 357 to 2423 and encodes 688 amino acids. Gene Ontology annotation, biological process: cell adhesion; Rho protein signal transduction.